AUGACGUCGGUGGAGUUCCCAGUGGGUCGCUGUAUGGAAUGCAAUAUGGACGCAAUGUAUUUAGACCGUAUCCUACUGGAACACUUUGCAUUGCGCGUAUGUAUGACAUGUAAACAAGAUCAAACGCUUCAUCAUGGCGCGUUUGAGCUCGUGUCCAAAUCUCGUGCGCGUGUUGAAUACGCACUACCUGCUUCGUGUUUCGAGGGGUUACCAUGUUUACGUAAGCGUAAUCCACACCAUGAAGCAUUUGCUCCUCUACAACUUUAUUUACGCCGACAAUUAAUACAAGAAGCUGAUCGAUUAUAUGGAAAUAAAGAGGGACUAGAACAAGAGAUACAAAAGCGCAAGAAAAAGGCCUUUCAAGUCGCCGCAAAGAGGACAAACCAUCUUUUGAAACGAAAGCAUUUACUGCGAGGUGAUCAAGAUAUUGAGCAGAUGAUACAAGAAGAAAAGAAGAAGACAAAAGUACAGGAUGUACCACUAGUAGCCGAUACGGAGGACCAUUGUCAUGAUUUUAAAACGGAGAAAUUCCAUGAAGAAACGAAAACCUGGACGAAAACAUGUGAGUGUGGUAUGCACGUGGAAUUUGAACAAUGGUGA
This is a messenger RNA of Peronospora belbahrii, 600 nucleotides long. The record is from the annotation of a GenBank genome assembly. NCBI's taxonomy places the organism in Eukaryota, Oomycota, Peronosporomycetes, Peronosporales, Peronosporaceae.